AUUUGUCCUUUUUUUUCCUUUCCUUUUUCCUCUCAUAACUUAUUUUUCGCCUUUUUUUUCCAUAGAUGAUUCUCUUCUCCACUUUCCGCCACAUUGCACACAACAACUUCAAAGAUCUAUCAUCAAUGUCGAUACUCUCUAUCCUUGCACUCCAAAAUUAACCCUUUUUUUCUCCUCUUUAAUUUUACUCGAUAUUCUGAAUUUAGGGUUUUUUCCGCUUCCGAUUCACCUCAGAUCAGAGUUGGAAUUGCAUUGUUUUCAUCAUAUUUCGUGACUUCAUGGAAAUUUAGGGUGUUUUGUCGACUCGUGGAAACUUGGAUGAAUUUUUAUUUUUUAUUUUUUUGGGAGAUUGUGGAUUGAGAAAUUGUGUUAGGGUUUCGAUUCUCUGUUUGCAUGUGUAGAAUAUGAGGAGGGGUCCUCUGCCGUAGCAUGGAGGAUCCCAGAAUUGGGACUUUUUAGAAAAUUAGUGGGCAUUGGAGGCAGAUUCUGUAUUUGGAUAAUUUAUUAAGUGAAGUGGAAAUUUAGGUUUUCUGAAGGUAGUUUUGUGUGAAGUAUAAAUCUCUGUGAAGGGGGAGAUGUUUGGGUCUGGGAGUGAUAGUGGGCAGAACCAUAGUGGGGUUGGUGCAGGUACUGUUUUGAUGCCAACGCGUUUUGUAUGGCCUUAUGGGGGAAGAAGAGUGUUGCUCAGUGGCUCUUUCACCAGGUGGCAAGAUCACAUAACAAUGUCACCCAUGGAGGGCUGCCCAACUGUGUUUCAGGUUGUCUGCAACUUAACACCAGGGUAUCAUCAGUACAAGUUCUGUGUUGAUGGAGAAUGGCGUCAUGAUGAGCAUCAGCAAUUUGUAAGUGGAAGUUAUGGUGUAGUCAACACAAUUUUCUUGCCCAGGGAGUCCGAUGGAAUUCCUGAGCUUUUUAACUCAGAUGUUCCCGCAAGAUCUAAUAUGGAUGUUGAUAAUGAUUUUCUUCGUCUGGAUGCAGUUCCACAGAUAUCACAGGCUGAAAUAGAGCUAUCUCGUCAGCGUAUAUCUGCAUUUUUGUCUACUCAUACUGCCUAUGAAUUGCUCCCAGAGUCUGGCAAGGUUAUUGCCUUGGAUGUAAAUCUUCCAGUGAAACAAGCUUUUCAUAUUCUCUAUGAGCAGGGAAUCUCUGUUGCUCCUUUGUGGGACUUCUGCAAGGGUCAGUUUGUUGGAGUUCUCACUGCAAUGGACUUCAUCUUAAUCCUAAUGGAGCUUGGGAAUCAUGGAUCUAACUUGACGGAGGAAGAGCUCGAGACACAUACCAUAUCUGCUUGGAAAGGGGGAAAGAUACGUAUCAACAGGCAAAUUGACUGUAACUUGAAUUCAUAUUCAAGAAGUCUUAUCCAUGGUGGGCCUUAUGACUCUUUGAAAGAUCUUGCUUUAAGACUUCUGCAAAAUAAGGUCUCAACUCUUCCCAUUAUCCAUUCUUCUUCACCUGAUGGUUCAUUUCCUCAGCUGCUACACCUGGCCACCCUUUCCGGGAUUUUAAAGUGUAUCUGCCGGCAUUUUAAACAUUCUUCUAGUUCCUUGCCAAUUCUUCAGCAACCAAUUUGCUCAAUUCCUAUUGGUACAUGGGUUCCACAAAUUGGGGAAGCAAGUGGAAAGCCAGUCGCCAUGCUAAGACGAAAUGCUUCUCUUGGUGCUGCUUUAUCUCUAUUAGUUCAAGCUGAAGUUAGUUCGGUACCGAUUGUGGAUGAUAAUGAUUCCUUGCUGGAUAUCUACUCUCGAAGUGACAUUACUGCAUUGGCAAAAGACAGGGCGUAUGCGCAGAUCCAUCUUGAUGAAUUGAGUAUUCAUCAGGCAAUACAAUUGGGACAAGAUGCAAGUUCUCCUUUUGGGUUAUUCAAUGGACAGAGAUGUCAGAUGUGUCUAAGGUCCGACCCUUUGCAUAAAGUAAUGGAGCGACUUGCUGUUCCUGGAGCAAGGAGACUUGUCAUUGUGGAGGCUGGCAGCAAGCGCGUGGAAGGCAUUGUUUCAGUGAGUGAUGUAUUUAGGUUCUUGCUCGGCUGCUGAUUCAGCCUGGUGAUCGCCCCACCUUUUUGGGCUUUGUUGUGGUGGCUUUAUGAAGAAGCCAUUGCUUGGCACUCAUGCUAGUUACUCUUCAGCAAUGCCCUUUUCUCAUAGUUGCAUUUGUUGUUGGUCUUGAAAUGUGUGGAGUCCUGAUUGGCUCAUGCUUUUGACCCCUUCUUUUUCCAGGAUGUGAGUUCAGAAAGAAAGAAAUGUCUGUAAAUUGAGAGGAUCCCAAUUUUUCCCUUAUUUAUAUUUUAAAAUUUCACUACCUUGUUAUUAUCAACCAUGCCAUAGUGUAGCUGCUCUGUUUUAUCUCUACUAGCUAACAAAAUAGCGAUGAAGGUGUCAGUAGCUGUAUAGUUUCUCAUGAUGCUGGUUAGUUGCUGGGAGGCUACUUACCAAAAACACAGUUCUGUGUCAAGUUGUUUCCAUUAGAGCCAAUAACCAAAGCCCCCAUGGAGUUAGAGUUGCUCAUAUUUUACAAAAGAUUGUGACUAUAUGUCGGAUCUGUGAGGAAUGAUGCAUUGUACUGAGAAUAUCCCACAAACUUUUUUUGGUUUUA
This is a messenger RNA of Nicotiana tabacum (common tobacco), 2589 nucleotides long. RefSeq names its product sucrose nonfermenting 4-like protein. NCBI's taxonomy places the organism in Eukaryota, Viridiplantae, Streptophyta, Magnoliopsida, Solanales, Solanaceae. The record is from RefSeq and is a predicted model, not a curated record.